AUACAAGGAACAAUUUUUCCCGCUCCAAAUUUUAACCCUAUUACGGAUGCCCAGAUGCUAGGAGGAGCACUACAGGGAAUUAGUUGUGAAAAAGAUGUGUUGAUUGAUAUCCUAACACAGCGUUGCAAUUCACAGCGGCUUAUGAUUGCUGAGGCAUACAGAGACAUGUAUGGCAGGGAUCUGAUAACAGACCUAAAAGAGAAUCUCUCUCAUCACUUCAGAGAAGUCAUGGUUGGCUUGAUGUAUCCACCUGCCUCCUAUGAUGCCCAUGAGCUCUGGCAUGCCUUGAAGGGAGUAGACACAGAAGAAAACUGUCUAAUUGACAUAUUAGCCUCAAGAACAAAUAUGGAGAUCUUCCAGAUGAAAGAAGCCUACUUAAUGCAAUAUAAUAAUGAUCUUCAGCAAGAUAUUGAUUCUGAGACUUCUGGUCACUUCAGAGAUACGCUCAUGAACCUUGCGCAGGGAACAAGGAUGGAAGGAUAUGCAGAUCCUUCUACAGCUGCUCAAGACGCAAUGAUUCUAUGGGAAGCAUGUCAGCAGAAAACAGGCGAACACAAAAACUUGCUGCAAAUGAUUCUCUGCAACAAGAGUUACCAGCAGUUGUGGAUGGUUUUCCAGGAGUUCCAAAAUAUCUCCGGGCAAGACAUAGUAGAUGCCAUUAACGAAUGUUAUGAUGGAUACUUUCAAGAAUUACUGGUUGCAAUAGUUCUCUGUGUUCGUGACAAGCCUUCCUAUUUUGCUUACAGGCUUUAUAAUGCAAUUCACGACUUAGGGUUUCACAAUAAAACAGUUAUAAGGAUUCUCAUUGCCAGGAGUGAGAUUGACUUGAUGAAUAUACGACAGCGAUACAAAGAGAGAUAUGGGAAAUCACUCUUUCAUGACAUUAAACAUUUUGCUUCAGGACAUUAUGAGAGUGCUUUACUUGCUAUCUGUGCUGGUGAUGCUGAAGAUUAUUAAGGAAGAAGAAUAUGACCUUCGAAGGCUGUACAAAUCUAUUUUAAAUAGAAAUUGAAGCUAUACACAAUACACUAACUGUAAGAGAUCCCUAUUCUACAUAAAAGAACACAAAAACCAGUGCUAUACAUUUGCUAAUACUAAAUAUUUCUUGAGACAGGAAAAAAUUUUGGCAGGAACAUGGUUUUAUCCCUAGUUCUAAUUAAUAUUUCUGUUUGUAUGGUUAAUGUAAAUUAAUGAAGCAAGUAGUAAAAUAACUCCACGUAAGCGUAUGUUUAUCAUUUAGUCUUGCAACAUCCCAAACAUUAGACAAUAGGCUCUGGAAGAACCUAUUCAAUUCCACGCUGGAGAGAAAAAAAAAGGUUUUGCU
Messenger RNA from Haliaeetus leucocephalus (bald eagle), 1324 nucleotides. RefSeq names its product annexin A10 (gene ANXA10). Lineage: Eukaryota; Metazoa; Chordata; Aves; Accipitriformes; Accipitridae. Gene Ontology annotation, molecular function: calcium-dependent phospholipid binding; calcium ion binding. The record is from RefSeq and is a predicted model, not a curated record. Gene Ontology annotation, cellular component: cytoplasm. The transcript has 11 exons. The annotation marks the transcript as partial.